Messenger RNA from Mastomys coucha (southern multimammate mouse), 3494 nucleotides. It is a transcript of the gene Manea, whose product is annotated as mannosidase endo-alpha. Gene Ontology annotation, molecular function: alpha-mannosidase activity. NCBI's taxonomy places the organism in Eukaryota, Metazoa, Chordata, Mammalia, Rodentia, Muridae. The transcript has 5 exons. The record is from RefSeq and is a predicted model, not a curated record. The coding region runs from base 148 to 1536 and encodes 462 amino acids. Gene Ontology annotation, cellular component: Golgi apparatus.
UCGGAGGUCUUUGUUCGUUCUCCUUCAACCGGCUGGGCUCUGCGUCGUCGUCCACUGUCCUUCUAGGGUGGCCGGGUUCUUUUCUGUUUGCGCAGGAACAAGUUAGCGACAAAACAUUUACUAGUUUGGAGUUUAAAGUAUGUCAUCAUGGCAAAAUUUCGAAGAAGGACCUGCAUCAUUUUGUCACUUUUUAUCCUAUUUAUUUUUUCUCUGAUGAUGGGCUUAAAGAUGCUGUGGCCAAACGCAGCAUCCUUUGGACCUCCUUUUGCACUUGACCUCCUUCCCGAACUCCGUCCACUAAAUGCCCACUUGGUAAACAAAGCUGACUUCCAAAGGAGUGAUAGAGUCAACAUGGAAACAAAUACCAAGGAUGUAAAAGGCGCUGGCAUGACUGUGCUGCCACCCAAAGCCUCUGAGGUGGACCUGGAAGAACUACCUCCUCUGAAUUACUUUGUACAUGCAUUUUAUUACAGUUGGUAUGGAAAUCCACAGUUCGAUGGUAAAUAUAUACAUUGGAAUCAUCCAGUCCUGGAACACUGGGACCCUAGAAUAGCCAAGAACUAUCCACAAGGGCAGCAUAGUCCUCCAGACGACAUUGGCUCCAGCUUUUAUCCUGAGUUGGGAAGUUACAGCUCUCGAGACCCUUCUGUCAUAGAAACUCACAUGAGACAAAUGCGCUCAGCCUCAAUUGGAGUACUGGCCCUGUCUUGGUACCCACCUGAUUCAAGUGAUGAGAAUGGAGAAGUUACUGAUCACUUGGUACCAACUAUUUUGGAUAAAGCUCAUAAAUAUAAUCUGAAGGUCACUUUUCACAUAGAGCCAUAUAGCAAUCGAGAUGAUCAAAACAUGCAUCAAAAUGUCAAGUAUAUUAUAGACAAAUAUGGAAACCAUCCAGCCUUUUAUCGGUACAAGACCAGGACUGGGCUGUCUCUGCCCAUGUUUUAUGUCUAUGAUUCUUAUAUCACAAAGCCUACAACAUGGGCCAAUCUGUUAACCCCCUCCGGAUCUCAGAGCAUUCGCAGUUCUCCUUAUGAUGGAUUGUUUAUUGCACUUCUAGUAGAAGAAAAGCAUAAAUAUGAUAUUCUUCAAAGUGGUUUUGAUGGAAUUUACACAUAUUUUGCCACAAAUGGCUUUACAUAUGGCUCAUCUCAUCAGAAUUGGAAUAACCUGAAAUCAUUUUGUGAAAAGAACAACUUGAUAUUUAUCCCAAGUGUAGGCCCAGGAUACAUAGAUACAAGCAUCCGUCCAUGGAACACUCAGAAUACCCGAAACAGGGUCAAUGGGAAGUAUUACGAAGUUGGUCUAAGUGCUGCACUCCAGACCCACCCUAGUUUAAUUUCCAUCACCUCCUUCAAUGAGUGGCAUGAAGGAACUCAAAUUGAAAAGGCUGUCCCCAAAAGAACUGCUAACACAGUAUACCUGGAUUACCGGCCUCAUAAGCCAAGUCUUUAUCUAGAACUAACUCGAAAGUGGUCUGAAAAAUACAGUAAGGAAAGAAUGACAUAUGCAUUAGAUCAACAGCUACCUACUUCAUAAUGUAUCACAGUUUAUCACGUCUCCUAGCUUAAGUUAAUGCUCUGUGUUUUGAGUUAUGGAAAGAAAACUGUCAAAAUCAAUGUAUGCUUGCUACUGUAACCUUCAUCACUUAUUUUUACUUUUUAAAAGAUUUAUUUUCCUACAGUGAAUAAUACCUUACAGAGAAAACAUCUGACAAGAAAGGUUGUGUCAAUAACAUUCCUGAUGAUGUAGUUUUCUGAAUUUCUAACUACAAUUGAAAAUUUUAAUGGGAUGACCUUUUAGGUUUUUGUUUCACAGUAGAAAAAAAUGAUUGUCUUUCCAUCACAAAAGCAGCUAAUGUUCAGGUAAGUUGUACUUAUAUUCUGGGUCCAAAGACAUAGAGGGAUGUGCAUGUUAGGGACAUCUGGCAAAAAAAAGAGUUAAGGCCUAAGGAACAGUAAGUGAACAUGCCUCAUUUCUGGACUCUUCAAUGAAGCUUGUUAAUAUUCAGAUUCUGGCUGGCUUCCCUAGUGAUGAAGCUCACUUCUCAAGUUUCUUGUGAACACAGACUUGUUUAAGUAGCAAGUUAUUUUAUUAGAUUUUCCUAUUUCUGUUAGCCAUGGUCUAUUAACGAAAGGCUUUGUGCAGAACAUCCAUCAGCAUCAUCGUUUGAAGACUUGGGUGCCUGUGGUGCUAAGUGCUUUUGCAUGUUUAAUGCCCUGGUUUGUCCUGCUGAAUUAGAGAUUAGAAACAACAGGUAGUUUGAUAAAUAUUAACAACUGCUCUUAUCUAUGAGGAAAACCAUUGUUUCUCACUAGUUAAAAUAAAUGUUCACCAGAGACUACUGAACUGGGAAAGGAUAAUGUCAAUACUCAAAAAGAGUGGUUUCCUUUUAAUAUUUUAAUUUAAUUUUACUGUAAGAUAGAAAAUUUACUUAUCACUUCAAAACUAGAGAUAAAUAAAUAUUUUUAAAGUAACAUUGUAUUUUUCAGUUAUGUCCUCAUUUGAAUGUCUUACACUUUUAUAGUGGUUAUUGGUUUAAAAAGAAACUAUUAGUGAUCCAUAGCUGUCAUUUAGUUAUAAAUGGAUAAGUUCUCUUCUAAAAAUAAAAUUUUGUAAAAGUGAAAAUAGGAGAAAUUGAAUUCAAUAUUUAUAGUUAAAUUAGAAAAAACAGCCAGUGUACAUAAUUUUACACAACUGUUAUUUCUUAGUUUUACAGAGAGAAUCAGUUGAGUAACACUAACAAAUAAUGCAUGCCAGUCUUUGUAGCAUAAAGACAUUCAGAAACAAGGAAGUUCUGGAAUUUAUCUUAAAAUACCCAGCAGAGAGAAAACAGUUUAGGGUAAAGGUAACUGAUAUAUGUGUAAAGUUCUUGCUGUACAGGCAUGAGGACCUGAGGCUGAACACCUUGAACUCACACAGACUCACAUGAGCUCAGUAGCAUACAUAUUCUAAUCCACAGCUCUUCCAGCGAACUAGACAAAACGUGGGGCAAGACAGAGCCCAGAAGUUUGUGAGCCAGUUAGCCUGAUAUACAAAGCAGCAAAUAAGACAUCUGUCUCAAACAUGGUGGGAGCCAAGGUCAGCAGGCAAGGUUGCUCUGACAUUUACACCCACCUCAUGUCAUACUCAGUCCCCUCUUACUGUGGAAGGUUUCAGAUACUUACUUAUACACAGCUUUUUUCAAACUUAUAAAAAUAACGCUUUUAGAAUAAAAUCUUUUUCAGGAGUAAUGUUAACAUUAUUACAUAAAUUUUCUAUUUAUCAGAAAAUUAUUAGGCCAUAAAAAUUAUGAGAAUAGUAACCUGAUUUUUCCAGAUAUAUUGUAAGAAUAAUUUAAUAUAGUAAUAUUUUAAUAUUACACAUCUCCAUUGGAAUGAGGAGAAAUAUAACUUAUAGAUUUUUUCUUUGCUACUACAUUAAAGCUGAAUUAUUAAUACAGAGUUUUAUAGCAUAUGUUGUUUUCUUCAUUCCUUACAUGACAUUUUAUAUUUGAG